AUGACUGAUAAUCCAAGCACUCCCGAACCAAGUCCAACAACACAAGCUUCAGCUACAAGCCUGACAUCUGCUUUGUCCAUCACAACCCACGCUGUGAAAACCUCGGGAUCAUUACAUCCACAGCGCUCCCAUAACGGUUGCCCUAACGGAGCGAGCUGCGACAACACCACAGCAAGAAACCAAGGCCACCGACCCCUCAGGUUCAACUGCGCCACCCGCUCCUACCACACUGUCAACUUUGCUUCUCAACAGCUCGCCGCCUGUCACAACACCUGUGAGUAUUACCUCUUCAGCCCCCCCGUAUCCCCCACGGCCUCGAGACAGACCGCUCAGGUCAAAAAGAAAUACAAAAUCAGCUGGGAAGAGAGGGGGGAAGAAGGAGAACAGAAGUUAGAUGAUCCAAUGCAAAAACAAGAGGAGUCAACAUCAAGGAAACCAGAGGAGUGUAAGGACACUUUGGCCACCAUCUCUGAGCCAGUAACUCACAACACCUUUGGCAGGAAUGAGGGAGCCUGGAUGAGACCAAAAUCUAAUGAGGACAAAAUUUAUGUUACCAAUUUCUAUUAUGGGAAUAACCUCCUGGAGUUCCGCAGCUUAGAGGUUUUCAAACAAGGCCGUUUCACCAACUCCUACAAGCUCCCUUACAACUGGAUUGGCACAGGCCACGUGGUCUACGACGGAGCCUUCUACUACAACCGGGCCUUCUCCCGGGACAUCAUCAAGUUUGACCUGCGGCAGCGUUACGUGGCUGCCUGGACCAUGCUCCACGACGCGCUGUUUGAAGAGUCGUCGUCGCCGUGGGAGUGGCGCAGCCACUCGGACAUCGACUUUGCCGUGGACGAGAGCGGUCUGUGGAUCAUCUACCCUGCGCUAGAUGAUGAGGGAUUCCUGCAGGAGGUGGUUGUUCUCAGUCGCUUGAACCCGUCCGACCUCAGCAUGCAGAGGGAGACAACCUGGAGGACGGGGCUUCGAAGAAAUCACUUUGGCAACUGCUUCAUUGUCUGUGGCGUCCUGUAUGCUGUUGACAGCUAUAACCAGAGGGAGGCCAACCUGGAAUAUGCUUUUGACACACACACAAAUACUCAGAUGAUUCCCAGGAUGCCCUUCAUCAACAACUACACCUACACCACGCAGAUUGACUACAACCCCAAGGAGGGUGUUUUGUACGCGUGGGACAAUGGACAUCAAGUCACUUACAACAUUAAAUUUGCAUAUGUAGACCCUUAGUAAGGGCAUGAAAGUCCCUUUUAAUAUUUGUUAAUUCUUUAUUUGAAUGGAUUGUAGAUCAGUCCACAUGGCCCUCAGUGGAGGAAAAAUAACAGCCAAAUGUACAAAUGUGCUUUUAGCACAUUGUCUGUAAAUUGCAGUUUUGUUUUUUGUGUUUUUUACAUUUUUAUCAAAAUAAAUGAAUGACUGACUCAC
Salarias fasciatus (jewelled blenny) is the source of this 1422-nucleotide messenger RNA. Its product is annotated as olfactomedin-like protein 2B. Lineage: Eukaryota; Metazoa; Chordata; Actinopteri; Blenniiformes; Blenniidae. Gene Ontology annotation, biological process: signal transduction. The record is from RefSeq and is a predicted model, not a curated record.